CUUACCUCUCUCUUACAUAUCUAUCUCUUCUCUCUCUCUAGCAAACAAAAGUUAGAGAUCUUGCUUACCUCUCUCUCUCUAUUGUGGUUAGCAAACAAAAGUCAACAGAUCUUUGAUGGAGUUCCUAGAGAAGCUCAUAAAGUUCAAGUUCCACAUCAUCUCCGCCUUGGUUCUGUCUCUCCUCACUGUCUCACUUGUCACAUAUUCUCCAGGUUUCCUCACCGUUUUAUCUUACUUCUGGACACUAUUUCUCUCCACCGCUCUCUUCCUCGCCGCAGUUUUCUUCUUUGCUCGGACCUCCGACCUGCCGACAUCCUCUUCCAUCUCCAGCGAUGGCUCUGGCGUGAAGUUAGCGGCUGAGGGGAUUCUUGAUUAUGUCGUUGGCGGACAACAUGAAGAAACUGUUCUUGAUAGCUUCACUAAACUAGACUAGUAUGAGAUCUCUUUGUCUUUUUAAGUAUUUUUCGUUAGAUUAUGAUUAAUAAUAGAGAAUAUUUAUAAAUUGUAAUACUAGUGGUUAACGUUGGAAAAUAAGAAUAAAAUCUUUCUUUAUACUAGUUUUGUGAUUCCUUCAGUGUAUGUAUAUGGUUGCUGCUUUUUAGGCGCGAAGCUUUUUCUGGAUCUCUAGGUUCUAUCACUUGUUUUAUAUACGUUAUAGUACAUUAAUAUGAUUUAUUUUCAAAAUCAAUCGAUU
Molecule: messenger RNA, 694 nt
Organism: Eruca vesicaria subsp. sativa (arugula)
Lineage: Eukaryota; Viridiplantae; Streptophyta; Magnoliopsida; Brassicales; Brassicaceae
Source: the annotation of a GenBank genome assembly